UCUUGAUAUCCCAAUCGGGAUAUCUAAUUAUAUCCUGAUCGGGAUAUAAUUUCAAACUAUAUCCCGUUCGGGAUAUAAAAAAAAUUUUGCUACAAAAAAUGAUAUCCCAAUCGGGAUAUAUAUCCCGAUUGGGAGUACAUCCCGAUCGGGAUAUGUCUCCACACUGUCAUAUGGUUUAGUGAAAUUGGCUGAACUUAGCGAACCAAUCAAUACCAUGCAUAUGGAUAAUUUAAGUUCAUUAUUUCUCACUCAAAGUUUGAAAUUAGGAGUAAUGAAUUUUGUAGAUGAAAUUAACGUGAAUAUACAUGAAAUAUUCAAAUUCGAAGCAGAAAAACAAAAAUGUAUUUGUUCUAUUCGAUAGUAUUUUAUCAUUAAAUGAAAAUUAUAGUACCAAAAUACUUGAGAUACUUCAGAUAUACACAAAAAGGUAUACAAUACCUACAAAUACAAUUCAAAUUUUGGAAAAUGCACUUGGUUUUUCUGAACGAUUCGAACAAGCUAUCCUUAUUUUUCACAAUGUUAUUCGUAACGGUCAACCAGUUACAAAUAAAAUCUUACACAUCUUAGCUGACAGUUUGUAUAUGUCAAUAAAUGCAAGACGACGGUAUAAUUCGUUUAAACUAUUGGAAAAAGCCAGACAAAAUCAAGAUUUACCUGAGAGCAUAUUCUAUAAAAUAGAACUUGCUAAAGCUGGUUUUGUUCUAUCUCGAUCAACUAAUAAAAAAACAAUUAUUAAAUUUAUGCAAGAUCAAACCAACAAUGGAAUGCAAUUACCAAUUGAUACGAUUAAUGCUUUAGAAAAUGAAACUGAUAACGACGAUGCUUUACAAGUAUUGUACAAUAUAUCAAAAAACAAACAAAUCAUACAAUAUGAUUUGCUAAAUAAGUUAAUUGAACAUUUCAAUCCAAACAGUGAUCAAUUUAUUUUAAUUGGCGUCUUUGAAAAUGUAGCAAAAAAUAAUCAAACAUUAUCUGCUGAACUUUUAAAUAAAUUAGAAAUGGCAUUAAAUAGAAAACAAAUUGAAGAUAAUGUACUUUCAAUAUUUGUAUAUUUGGCACAAAAGGGUGAAAAGUUAUGUAAUAAUAUAGUUCAGAAAAUAUUGAAUAAAAUUUUACUUGAAAAUGAUAUUAUGUUGAAACAAGAACUUUUGACCGCACUUGGAUCGUUGAUUGAAACUCAUCACACCGAUAUUAAACGAUAUCAGCAACAAACAGAGAAAAUCUUAGUAAAUGGAAUUAAUUCAGAUAAUAUUAAUUUACAAAAGAUAUGUAUUCAUAUAUUACGAAUAUUAGCUCGAUUUGUAAAGAUUAAUUCAAGUCUAGUUGAUGCUGUCAUAACAAUUGGUACAGAUUUAUCUUGUGAUAGAACAAUAAAAGAGGAAAUUUAUUCCUUAUUUAUAUUUAUGGAACAAAAUAAUAGUGAAUUGACAAGCAAAUAUAAAGCAAAAAUUCAACUGGCUAACUUAGAUUAUCGAUCGAAUAGUGAACUAUUGAAUAAAUUAAAAGCAUAUGCAAAUAAUGAAGAUGGUUUAUUAGAACAAAAUUAUAAUCAAUUGAAAAAUAUAAUUGAUCAAGAUUUUCAAUUACAAGAAAAGACUUUAGAAAUUUUACAUUUAUUAAAAUCGAAACAUAAAAUGACGGAUGAUCUUAUCGAAAGUAUUGUACUAUUAUAUGAGAGUACCAAUUCCAAAGAAAUAAAGAAUUCUUGUUCAAAAUUACUUGAAGAUGCAAAUCAUAGUGGAAAAAAUCUGAAUGACAGAGCCGCCGCAAUCGUUAAUGAAAAACUAAAAAAUAAUAAAGCCGAUAAACUUGAACAGGCAUUUUCUCAAAGUAAUCUUUACAAAGAAUUAAACACACGAUUUCAAUUAAAUGAUGAACAAAUAAAAGAAUUGUUAACAGUUCUUAAAAUAAAAAGUCACUUUUUAGAUAUACAAAAUAUAGAAGAAUUGAUUCAAAUGUCAAUAAGCAGCAACCCACUCUAUUAUAAUAGUCAAGCGUUCGUUUUUCUUAUUGAACAAGUUUUAUUGACAAAUACAUGUAACGAAAUUACAUUGCCAUGUUAUUGUUGCAUAAUUAAAGAGAGAAAAUAUCAAAAAGUCGCCGAAGUUCUUGAAAAAUUAGUUCAAAUCCAAAAUGAAACAUCAUUAUUGCCAUUUCUCAUUGAAUCAAUUUAUCAUUCAUUGAAAUAUUGUGAUUUAUCUGAAAACUGCAUUACACUCUUAGAAAAUAAUCUUGAUCACGAUGAUCGAUUGAUUCGAAGUUUUUCGUUCAAAGGAUUAAGAAUGAUUCAUAGUAAAAAGGAAUGUACAAAAUCUCAACAAUUUCAAGAUUGGUGCGAUUUCACAAUAGAAAACCUAUCAAAUGCUGGAGUACACAUAGAAAAAGUUAAAAUGUAUUUGGAUAUAUUAGAGGUAAUCGUUUCGCUGGAGUUUAUUGAUUUAGAUGUAUUUAAGAAAAAUGACAAAGAAAAAUGGAUAAGAGAACUUAUUAUAUCAAAUUUAUUUGAACAUUUCAAAGCAUGUGACACUGAACAGAUCGAUUUCUACAGUAAUUGGUUAAUAAUUGAAGAAAAAUUUAUGUAUUACAAAUCUGUUAAAAUGUUGAGUUUAAUCAUGCAAAGAGUUCUGAAUUUCAAAUCAAUUACAGAGAUUAUUGAUAUAUUUAUAUGUAUUCGUACAAGAUUAUAUGAUGAUGUAAUGAUUAUUUUAAAUAAUCAUGAAUUUCCCUAUAGUACAUUCAAAGAAGACUGGUGUAUGGAAAUGAUAAAAAAUCGAUUAAUAAAUAAAAAUAUUGAUGAAAAUUAUUUGAAUCGACUUUGUAAAAAUGUUUGUGCAGAAUUCAAUAUUAAAUUUAUUGAAAAUCUUUUCAAAUGUAUAUCGUCGAUAGAUAAUUUACGAGAAUUUGAAGAUGUAAUUAAAUUUUGUUUGAUCAAAACUCUGAAUUUAAACAAUUUGUGUUUUCAAAAUGUUAAUAUUACUCAAUUGAAGAGUCUACUUGAAGCCAAAUAUAUAUGCAAUAAAAUAAAUUCAAACAAUGAAAAACAAAGUUAUAGAGAUGUCUUAUUUGAUAAUUUAUGUUUAUUAAUGACAAAGAACUGGACAUUUGAUCAACUUGAUGAGCUAACAGAAUCAUUUAAUUCGAUGAAAUUAAAUCGAAAACUUGAAAAUUAUAUAAGUAUAUUGGAACUUAUCAAUCAAUACAAUUUAUCUUCUUUACAAUGUAAGAAAUGUAGUCAGCUAAUUCGACAAUCGAACACUUUUAUUCAAUUGUUAAAAGGAUUAAAUAAACUGGUUAUUGAAAAUAAUUUUCAAUUAAAAGGAAAAGUCAAAAAUCCAACAGAAUUAUUAAAUGAAUUGGAAGAAUCUAAUAAAAAUAAUUCAGCUUUAGUCCAGUAUAUAAGAACAGAAUUGCCCAAAGAAUUAGAAGAAAUAAAGAGAGAAGACUUGAAGUCAUUACUUCAAUAUAAUCAAUUGCCAAUAGUUGAAUGGGGCGUUAAACAAAUUAAUCAUUGGUCAGACAAAAUUAAAUCAACAGGAGAACAAUUUAGCAACGUGGAAGCAAUUGCUGUUACAAAACGGGCCAAUUUUCUAUUUACUGGUUAUUAUUUGACUGAUACACAAAUAUUGUGCAGUUUAAUAGCAUUAAAAACUGAAUCGAAGACUAGAGGCAAACUAUUACAAGUCGCUACUGGUGAAGGUAAAUCGACAAUUGUAUGUAUAUUGGCAAUAAUAAAUGCAUUGAAAAACAAGCAAGUUCAUGUUAUUACAAGCUCACCUGUUUUAGCAGAAAGGGAUAGCAAACAAAAAAUGAAAUUAUUUAAAAUGUUUCAUUUGACUUGUAGUGAUAAUAAUGAUAAAACAGUUUAUUUAUAUGGUCGCAAAGAUUGUUAUACAGCUGAUAUUGUCUAUGGUGAAGUAUCACAAUUUCAAUUCGAUACAUUAAGAGAUCAAUAUAGUAUGUUAGGUACACUUGGUAAUCAAAAAUGUGAAAUAGCUAUAGUCGAUGAAGUUGAUAGUAUGCUUAUUGAUGAUAGUUCAAAAAUAGCACGUCUUUCAUCAACAGCUGCUGGAAUGGAUUAUUUUCAAGUUAUUUAUGUUUACAUUUGGCAAAGAUUAUUAACAGUUAAGGAAAGAUUUAUCAUGUUUAAUAACACAAUGUAUAUGGUUAAUGGUAAGGUCGGAUUUGAAAAUGGAAAAAUUCUAUUGGAAUAUCUCGAUGAUAAUAAUAAUAUUGUCAAAAUACCCGAUUUGGAAAGUUAUGUUUCAAAAAAUAAAGAUAUCAGUGAUAUAGGAGAAGUCAUCAAUGGUGAUUUAGAUGACUAUUUGAAAAUAUGUUUAGAUGAAUAUUUAGCUAGUCUAAUCAGCGAUAAAAAAUUGAAAAUUCCAAAGAAUUAUAUAGAAUUUUAUGAAACUCAAAAACCCAGAUGGAUACAUAAUGCGAUCGAAGCACUAAAUUAUCAAGAAAAUAUCCAUUAUGUCGUACAAGAAGGUGAAAUAAAGCCAGUUGACUAUUAUAGUACCGGUAUUGUACAAAGUUCAACGAAUUGGAGUGACGGUUUACAUCAAUUUUUACAAAUCAAACAUAACUUAAAAAUGACUUCGGAAACAUUUACGACCAACUUUUUAUCAAAUAUUGGCUUUAUAAAUAAUUAUAAGAAUAUUUAUGGUCUAACUGGUACACUUGGUUCAGAAAAAGCAAAAAGAGUAUUGAAAGAUGUCUAUAAUGUCGAUUUAGUCAAUGUUCCACAAUUACGUCAGAAACAAUAUCUUGAACUAGAAACCAUCGUUACUCAAGAUGAAACUCAAUGGGUAGAACAAAUAUGUUCAACAGUAUUAAUUGAAACGAAAAAAGAUAGAGGUGUAUUGAUUAUCUGUGAAAAUAUUGCUCAUGCAAACAGACUUGGUGAUCUAUUGAAAACUCAACAUAGAUCAACUGCUGUCAAACUCUAUACGAUGAAUAAUAUGAAUCAAGAGAAACAUGUCGAAAAAAUCUUACCUGGUGAAAUAAUCAUUGCAACAAAUUUAGCUGGAAGAGGAACUGAUAUACGUACAACUAAAGUCUUGACACCUUUUCCAGCAUCUUUAAGCUUGGAAUAA
This is a messenger RNA of Didymodactylos carnosus, 5096 nucleotides long. Lineage: Eukaryota; Metazoa; Rotifera; Eurotatoria; Philodinida; Philodinidae. The record is from the annotation of a GenBank genome assembly.